Styela clava is the source of this 462-nucleotide messenger RNA. Lineage: Eukaryota; Metazoa; Chordata; Ascidiacea; Stolidobranchia; Styelidae. The record is from RefSeq and is a predicted model, not a curated record.
AUGGGGAAAAGCAAAAGACAGAGUAUUCAUCAAAAAGAUGUAUUUCAUCGAUUAAAUUAUUUAUAUCAGGCUGCUCAUACAGUGCUGACGAUUAAUCCUAUGGAUUGGGAUUUAUCAAGACAUUACACGAAUACUUUAAGAACUUUGGCAAAAAAGAAUGUUCUGCGUCUCCAUCCACAUCUUAAACGUACGCUUUGUAAAGGAUGUGAUUUGUUACUAAUACCUGGAAUAACUUCAAAAGUUCGAACAAGUGGAAAAAGAGAGAACCAUAUUAUUAUUGAAUGUUUGCACUGUGAUACUCUGAAACGAUUUCUUUGUAAAAAUGAUUAUGUGUUAUGGCAUGAUAAUCCAAAAAAUAUUAAAGAAAUUGUGAUUUUAGAAAAAAGAUCUAUCGUUUUUGCUAAAACUGGAAGGGGUAAACAAUUAAAUGAAAAAAGGCAAACAGAAGUCAUCUUCAGAUGA